AUGGCACAGAAAGGAGUUCAGCUGGACCGAGAAACCCUCUGUUGUUCCAUCUGUUUGGAUCUACUGAAGGAUCCGGUGACUAUUCCCUGUGGACACAGUUACUGCAUGAACUGUAUUAAAAGAUUCUGCAAUGAAGACUGGAAGAUCCACAGCUGCCCUCAGUGCAGGAAGACUUUCACACGGAGGCCUGUCCUGGAGAAAAACACCAUAUUAGCAGUUUUAGUGGAGCAGCUGAAGACUGGACUCCAAGCUGCUCCAGCUGAUCACUGCUAUGCUGGACCUGAAGAUGUGGCCUGUGAUGUCUGCACUGGGAGGAAGCUGAAAGCCACCAAGUCCUGUUUAUCUUGUCCAGCCUCUUACUGUGAGAAACACCUCCAACCUCACUAUGAUGCAGCUCCAUUAAAGAAACACAAGCUGGUGGCCCCCUCCAAGAAGCUCCAGGAGAACAUCUGCUCUCGUCAUGAUGAGGUGAUGAAGAUUUUCUGUCGUACUGAUCAGCAGAGUAUCUGUUAUCGCUGCACAAUGGAUGAACAUAAAGGCCAUGAAACAGUCCCAGCUGCAGCAGAAAGGACUGAGAAGCAGAAGGAGCUCGAGGUGAGACGACUAAACAUCCAGCAGAGAAUCCAGGACCGAGAGAAAGAUGUGAAGCUGCUUCAACAGGAGGUGGAGGCCAUCAAUGGCUCUGCUGAUAAAGCAGUGGAGGACAGUGAGAAGAUGUUCACUGAGCUGAUCCGUCUGAUCCAGAAAAGAAGCUCUGAUGUGAAGCAGCAGGUCAGAUCCCAGCAGGAAACUGAAGUGAGUCGAGUCAAAGAGCUUCAGGAGAAGCUGGAGCAGGAGAUCGCUGAGCUGAAGAGGAAAGACGCCGAGCUGGAGCAGCUCUCACACACAGAGGAUCACAACCAGUUUCUACACAACUACCCCUCACUGUCAGCACUCAGUGAGUCUACACACUCAUCCAGCAUCAAUAUUGGUCCUCUGAGGUACUUUGAGGAUGUGACAGCAGCUGUGUCAGAGACCAGAGAUAAACUACAGGACAUCCUGAGAGAGGAAUGGACAAACAUCUCACUGACAGUCACUGAGGUGGAUGUUUUACUGUCACCAUCAGAGCCAAAGACCAGAGCUGGAUUCUUACAAUAUUCACGUGAAAUCACACUGGAUCCAAACACAGCAUACAGAUAUCUGUUAUUAUCUGAGGGAAACAGAGAAGCUGCUUUAAUGGAACAACAUCAGUUUCAAUCUGAUCAUCCAGACAGAUUCACUGAAUGGUGUCAGGUCCUGAGUAGAGAGAGUCUGACUGGACGUUGUUACUGGGAGGUGGAGUGGAGCGGGGAAGGCGUUAACGUAGCAGUUGCAUACAAGGAUAUCAGGAGAGCAGGGAGCUCAAAUGAAUGUGGAUUUGGAUUCAAUGACAAAUCUUGGUCACUAUGUUGUGAGACAAACAGUUAUAUCUUUUUCUACAACAAAGUCCAAACUGUCCUCUCAGGUCCUCGGUCCUCCAGAGUAGGAGUGUACCUGGAUCACAGAGCAGGUAUUCUGUCUUUCUACAGCGUCUCUGAAACCAUGACUCUCCUCCACAGAGUCCAGACCACAUUCACUCAGCCGCUCUAUGCUGGUAUUUGCUAUUUAGAUUAUGGAGCCACUGCUGAUUUGGUUAAAGUGAAAUAG
This is a messenger RNA of Archocentrus centrarchus (flier cichlid), 1665 nucleotides long. RefSeq names its product tripartite motif-containing protein 16-like. The record is from RefSeq and is a predicted model, not a curated record. Gene Ontology annotation, molecular function: zinc ion binding; protein binding. NCBI's taxonomy places the organism in Eukaryota, Metazoa, Chordata, Actinopteri, Cichliformes, Cichlidae. Bases 1 to 1665 code for a protein of 554 amino acids. The transcript has a single exon.